This is a messenger RNA of Heterobasidion irregulare TC 32-1, 606 nucleotides long. RefSeq lists its product as uncharacterized. The record is from RefSeq and is a predicted model, not a curated record. Gene Ontology annotation, cellular component: mitochondrial large ribosomal subunit. Bases 1 to 606 code for a protein of 201 amino acids. Gene Ontology annotation, molecular function: ribonuclease III activity; structural constituent of ribosome. The transcript has 3 exons. NCBI's taxonomy places the organism in Eukaryota, Fungi, Basidiomycota, Agaricomycetes, Russulales, Bondarzewiaceae. Gene Ontology annotation, biological process: RNA processing; mitochondrial translation.
AUGUCCACGUCGACACCGUCUACUGCGUCCGGUUCUUCCGAUUCGCCGCUGGCGCACCACCUCAACACCCUCUUUGCGCCCCUAGACUUCAACCAGGAGCUCUCGCAGCGCAUAUUAACACAUAUGAGUCACAAAGAGGCUGUUCAGGGUCACAACGCUCGAUUUAGCUUCAUGGGUCGUCGCGUUCUUCACUCUUAUCUCCUUCUCUUCUUGCAUUCGUCCACUGCAUCACCACCUUCACUCGACUAUGAGGACGUCGCCUCGCGCGCACUCAACACUUACAUACUCGGCGAAUUUGUUGCACCCCAAUGGGCACUGGGUGACGUUAUACGGUGGACGCCUGCCCGUCCAGUCGAAGACAAGGGUCUCACAUCUUUAAAGGGCAUUGGCCUAUAUAAGGUGCAUGGCACAGUGGUAGAAGCAGUCAUGGGCGGGGUUUUCCACCAAUUUGGCGGCUCGGUCGCACAUAGGUUAUUCCACACACGGCUGCUCCCCCACAUCCUGCUACCGGGGCGAUCGGAAGGAUUGCACGACUCGUUCCAUGAAGAUGCGUUGGCGACGUGCGAGAAGAUGGGUGGGGCCAAUGGACCAUUGGUGCUAUCAUAG